AUGGGAGGUACGCUAGAUAACUGUCCGCCAGCUGACCCAAACUGUCAUCCGAGCUGUAUUGUAUACACAGCUGACCACUGCAGAUACUGCAUGUGUGACCAAGAGUCAGCUAGAGGUACAAGCAGUUCCGGGUUUGGGUCUGGUUCGGGAACUUCCUCUGAUGCAGCUUGGGACAGAGGAUUCGAAGAAGGUGACUGGUCAAGUAAAAUGAACACAGAUACAGGCGCCUGGACUAACACUGGUGGUGGAGGGUUUUCAAGUGCGGGGUUCGGCUCCUCAUCACGAUAUUCCUCCGAUGAUAGAGAAGAAACAGUUAAAUAUGUGAUCGUAGAAAAAGAGCCCGAGCCAAGUCGCUCUAACUCUCAAUAUCCGUCAGGUAUCAGGCCUCUAAGUGUUCUUCCAAAUCCGUUUCCAUCUGGAAUGUCGUCACCAUUUGCUGGUUCCCAUAUGCCUUCAGCUGUCCUCCCGGGAACAAAUACUAUAUCAGAUUCGCACUCAUAUGGUGCAAAUGUAAUAUAUGUUCCAUUGUUAGCACCUGGUAUACCUAAAUACUGUGUCAGGUGCCGUAUCCUAAGCUGUCCAGAAACGUGCGAACGUAUAGAUGAGUAUGGAUGCCGAAGUUGUCCAUGUGCGCCAUCAAGAUAUCAGACUAUGCCGGUAAUUAAAGAUUGCUCGAAAUCAGAAAUUGUUGUGAAGAAGCCAGAUUGUUCUGCUACAAAACUCUGUAUGGAAACGUGUUCUGACGGGUACCAGCUUGGUGAUGUAGGCGGGGAUGGUUGCAGGUCCUGCACCUGUAUAAGAAGAGUUCCGACGACUCCAGCUCCGACGACUCCAAAACCAGUAGCUAGCUGUCCUGCAACACUGUCCUGCAUGUUGAAAUGUAAAGAUGGUUACCUGUUGGGAGAAAAACAGGCCAACGGUUGUCCAGCGUGUAAAUGUUUAGCGAAAGGUCAUGAUCAAAAUAGCGCCUCGAAUUCAAAUAACUAUUUCAACAGUAAUAACAACAAAAAUGUCAACAACAACAACAACAACAACAAAUUUAACAGCAACAAUUACAGUAAUAACAAAUGGGGCGACGGAGCUUCAAAAUGGAGCAAUAACAAUGCGCAGUCAAUGAAUUCUGGGAAUACUGGAAACGGAAAUGGCGGCAGUGGCAACGGUUGUUCAGGAACAAAGUCUAACUACCUUUCAAGCAGAAAUGGAAUUGGUAGUGGCAAAUGUGAACCUCCAAUGUGCUUUGAUGGCCAUAUGUCAGUUGACCAAGCCAUGAAGAUAGGGUCCGAGAGUGCGGGAGGCGGAGGUGGUUGUAAUGAAGGUGGCGGGUCUGGAGUGACGGACGGUGGAUCAAUGAGCGGACCAUCCAACUCUUUUCCGAUGAACUCUGGAGGGUUCGGUGAGUUAAAAUUUAGUUUUAUGAAUUAG
Messenger RNA from Mercenaria mercenaria, 1422 nucleotides. RefSeq lists its product as uncharacterized. The transcript has 7 exons. Bases 1 to 1422 code for a protein of 473 amino acids. Gene Ontology annotation, molecular function: serine-type endopeptidase inhibitor activity. Lineage: Eukaryota; Metazoa; Mollusca; Bivalvia; Venerida; Veneridae. The record is from RefSeq and is a predicted model, not a curated record.